Molecule: messenger RNA, 1131 nt
Organism: Ipomoea nil (Japanese morning glory)
Lineage: Eukaryota; Viridiplantae; Streptophyta; Magnoliopsida; Solanales; Convolvulaceae
Exons: 2
Coding region: 1-1131 (376 amino acids)
Source: RefSeq, a predicted model, not a curated record
AUGGGUGGAAAAAUUGAUAGAACUAUUAACAACGGAACAUCGCCGCCUAUAUUCCGUAUAAAUGGUCAAAAUUUUCAUCAGAUUGGAAGCUUAUUACCUUCACUUGGCAUUCAACCGAAAUUUGCCCAAUUAUACAUUCACGAUACAGAGAAUGAGAUAGAAAAUCGCUUCAACUCUUUGAGGGAGGAAAACAAUGGUUCUACGUUGCAUAUUGAGGUAGUACAUGGCAUUAAGCAAGUCCUAGAUGAACACAAUGUGUUGGUUAAGUCAUUCCGAAUGGCCAAGUCAUUUAUGGAAUCUAAUCCUCAAAGUCAAAUUAGAAUGAGAUUAAUAGGAAAGAGGACUAAAGAUGCCAGGACUUAUGCGCUACCAACUACUUCCGAGGUUGCGGCUCUCAUUGUUGGAGAUAUAGACCCUUCGAUGGGGCAGCGGGAUAUUGUUGUCGAGUCUAGAUCUGGAGUCCUGAAACGAAUAAGUGAAUUAAACCCGGCCUAUUUACCAUUGCAAUACCCAAUCUUAUUUCCAUACGGAGAGGAUGGUUUUAGGGAAGAUAUACAUUUUGCAACACAUGGUACAAAACAAGACUUUGCAAGAAAGAGUGUUUCACAAAGAGAGUACUUCGCGUUCCGUAUCCACGAAAGAUCAAAUGAGAUCUCAACAAUAAUGUAUGCUAAAAGGUUAUUCCAACAAUUCUUGGUUGAUGCGUAUACUAUGGUUGAAUCUUCGAGGUUGCUCUAUAUUAGGUCAAAUCAAAAAGCUUUGAGGUGUGAGGCGUACAAAGGUCUGUCUGAUGCGUUGACGCGAGGUGAAGUUCAACCCAGCUCUCAAGGUAAAAGAAUAAUAUUACCUUCAAGUUUCACGGGAGGAGCAAGAUACAUGAUACAAAACUACCAAGACGCCAUGGCAAUUUGCAAAUUUAUAGGUUAUCCAAAUCUGUUUAUUACUUUUACAUGUAAUCCUAAAUGGCCGGAGAUACAACGCUUCUUGGAGAAAAGAAAUUUGAAAGCUGAAGAUCGUCCGGACAUUGUCUGCCGUGUUUUCAAAAUGAAGCUAGACUGUUUAAUUAAAGAAAUAAAAAAUGGGAAACUAUUUGGUCGCGUAAAGGCAGGUGCGUACCGUAGUUCUUUAUAA